Messenger RNA from Gloeophyllum trabeum ATCC 11539, 1596 nucleotides. RefSeq lists its product as uncharacterized. The record is from RefSeq and is a predicted model, not a curated record. The coding region runs from base 1 to 1596 and encodes 531 amino acids. The transcript has 2 exons. NCBI's taxonomy places the organism in Eukaryota, Fungi, Basidiomycota, Agaricomycetes, Gloeophyllales, Gloeophyllaceae.
AUGGCUGACUCUCCUCCACCCACUCCUUCUGACGUUCCGUUGCCUCCUUCACCGGAAACUUCUGACUGGGACCGGUCGACAACUCGGGAAAACACGCCUGCCUCUGACGUGCCACCUGAUCCGCCUACCACGCCGAAAAUGGGCAAAAUAAAUUAUAAAAUCGCCAAUACUACUCCUUACAAUGCACAGACAAGCGUUUGCGGUGUGUCUCAAUAUGAGUCGGGGAAGAGGAAGGGAGAAUUCUAUACCUCCCUCUACGGUGCUGAGGCUGGCCAGCAUCAGCAGGGCGCCUUCAGCAUGGAUAGCUUCUUGGAAUUAUGUUUCUCUGGCGUGGCUAUGGAAGAUGUAUUCUCCACUUUCAAGGACGACCAAGUGGAAGAGCUGCAGCGGCGGUUAGCCGCUAGUGUCGUGCUAAUGAUGAAACCUGUCGUUGGAAAGAUUCCUGCCCUACAAUAUAUCUUCACGAUCUUUAAAGGUCUCGCGGAUCGCGCCACCCUCCAGCCCUUCGUGGCCCACGACGUAUCACGGGCAUACCAGAAGGGCGACGAUGACCUCCACUCUAUUGCCCCCGACCUGGUUAUAGACGUGGGCGAUGAAGAGUCAGAGCCAGGGCAGUGGACACAUGCACUGGGUCUUAUUGAGGUGAAGGCGGACAAAGAGAAGGAUCCAGCUUUCAAUAACGUUAUCCCAAAGCGCAUGAACACUCAGCAAGUAGAAGCUUGGAGCCAGAUCCAGGAAUACGGUGCGGUCGCCUUUCAGGCUCGACCACACUGCUACUUGCUUGGUAUCGGCUUCUACGACGACAUCGCCCGAUUCUACAGAUGGGAUCGCUCUGCAGUUAUUUUCUCGACAUCCUUCAAUUACAAGGACAACUGCGCACCACUCCUGCGAUUUCUCUACGGUUUUGUUUUUUUUGGCAACAACAACAACAUGGGUGUUGAUGCCACAAUCACUCGUCCCCUGCCCAACAAUCAUGGGUUGUCCUUGGCCCUUCUACAACGGAUAUAUCGCAAGGCUCGAGAGGAGAAAGUCAUCCCUCGUGCACACAAGGUUGACCAAAACGCUCUAUUAUCUCAGAGCCUGACUAUGGUAGUUCCCUCAAGCCUAAACCAUGCGAAGCAGGAGACUUAUGUUACUUUGAGUGGCCCGCUCUUCUCCUCGCAAUCUCUCUUCGGCCGCGGCACGAAGACCUGGUUGGCUGUGCCAGCGACAUUGAUAGACUCGGCCUGCCCAUUCGGCGAAGAGCUUGAGCAUGCAGUAGUAAUCAAGGACUACUGGCGAGGGGCUGAUCGGCUCACGGAGAAGGAGAUUUACGACCGGAUCCACGCGGGAGGCCAUGUUGUCGGUGUAGCUCGCUGCCGAACGGGGUUUGACGUCGAAUCAGUGGAUGAUGCCACCACACAACAGAUACACAACACUUGCGCGUCGAGAGUCAAUGCAUUGCUUCCCGAGGCCAAAUUUUGCCAGUGUAAACACUAUCGAUGCGUUCUGGAGUCGGUCGGUAUCCCACUGACUCGAUUUCGUUCAACUCGUCAACUCCUCGAGGCCGUGAGGGACGUUGUGAAAGGUGCGGUGAUAAGCCUCAGGAUCGUCUGA